CAAAAGUCUGGCAACUCACUCUGACAUCUCGUCAUUGUUGCAUGAAAAGAAAAAAAGUUUGUUUGUUGAGUGGCUUGGAUACAGUAGACUCAGGGGAUUGGACCUUGAUCUUAUUUGGCUUUAACUCAGAAGGACUGCAUCUCUUAUUAGCCACUCCUGUCGAAACAGUGACGGCCAGACGGAGUUUGUCAUCAGACCGAGAACAACAGAGACAUUAAUCUACUUCAACCACUUCACUGUGGUGUGACGAUGAACUUAUUCAACUCUGCUCUCGGGAGGAACAUCACCUUUGUGCGUCCUGCAUAUUUCAUAAUAAGUGGUUUUUCAGGCAUCCCAAAUAUCAAGUAUUACUAUGUGUUUCUCCUCUUUGUUUACAUUGUGUCAGUGAUAGGAAACAUAGCUGUGAUGGUGUUGAUAAUCCUGGAUCAUAGUCUGAGAACUCCUAAAUAUGUUGUGGUUUUUAAUCUGGCUUUGGCGGACCUGUUUGGCAGCUGUGCUCUGGUGCCAAAGCUUCUUGACAUCUUUCUGUUUAACCAUCCACAAAUCCCCUACGGUGACUGUUUGGCUUUCCUUUUCGUCUGCUACACCGCUCUAGCAGUGCAGUCUCUUAACUUGGUUGCGCUCUCCUAUGACAGACUGAUAGCUAUCAUCUACCCACUGCACUACCAUGUUAAAGUGACCCACAGGUUCAUGCUGUCUUUGGUUGCUUUUAUCUGGGCAUUUGCUAUACUUGCUGUUCUCAUCUCUGUUGGUCUUCUUACAAGACUGUCAUUUUGUAAAUCUGUAGUUAUCAGAAGCUAUUUCUGUGACCAUGGUCAGAUGUUCAGACUGGCCUGCAAUGACUUCACACCCAGCCUUGUGAUUGCAAUAUUCUUACCAAUUCUUUUUUCAUGGUUCCCCUUGAUAUUCAUCUUAUGUAGCUACCUUUAUAUUGGUUAUGCAUUGUCUAAAAUAGCCUCGGUUCAAGAGAGGCUGAAGGCCCUUAAAACAUGCACAUCUCAUAUUUCAUUAGUGGUGAUUUAUUUCCUUCCAAUUUUGAUCACAUUUUCUUUGAUGGAUAAAAUACACCCUAAUGCCAGGAUCAUAAACCUGUCUCUGACGUCUGUGUUUCCAGCGACAUUGAACCCAAUCAUUUAUGUUCUGCAGACACAAGAAAUUAGAGAAUCAAUGAAGAAGCUGUUAAGGAUCAGAGUGCAACCCAAAAUUACAACCAAGAAAGUCGACAUAAUGUGAAUGUUGAUGUUUGUGGCACUAUUUGCAUUACAGUCAAACUGCAGGUGUGAAUGCUAGAUUUAUUCCCUUCCAGCUUGUGAUCUUAUAUCAAAGGAAGAGUGGAGGUAAAAAUCCAAUGUUUCAGUCAUAGAACAGUCGUGUCAAGAUGUGUGUUUCUUGCUGUCAAAGUAGUCCACAAAACUGCAUCUCUCUCUAGAAAGAUCUGAAGAUAAAAGUGGAAUUAAAGUAAACCGUCACAUUUUUCGUCUUUCUACCCAUCUUCCCAGUUCUGUUUUGUACAUUAUUUAUACCUAGGCUACAAGUCUGUGCACAUUUUU
Molecule: messenger RNA, 1550 nt
Organism: Notolabrus celidotus (New Zealand spotty)
Lineage: Eukaryota; Metazoa; Chordata; Actinopteri; Labriformes; Labridae
Product: olfactory receptor 1-like
Exons: 1
Coding region: 250-1233 (327 amino acids)
Biological process (GO): G protein-coupled receptor signaling pathway
Cellular component (GO): membrane
Molecular function (GO): G protein-coupled receptor activity; olfactory receptor activity
Source: RefSeq, a predicted model, not a curated record